UCCCCUUAGUUGACCGCCGGCCCGGGCAUCUCAUUUUUCCCGCAAAUUUGGACUCUUAUAAAAACCAAACGUGAACCAUAAUCCAAACCACCAAACUCUCUCUCUCUCUCUCUCUCUCUCUCUCUCUCUCUCUCUGAGACUCUGUGUUUGUUAGUUAACGGGUCUAUUCUCGCUUCUUGGCGAUUUCUUGGAGGUUUUUGGAAUCUCGGAAGAUCGGUCGGUGAAACGACGUCGUGGAGAGGGAUCGCGAUGGUGGAGGAAGAAGGAACGGCGAGGCGGCUCUGGAUCAAGUUCCGAAACGAUUCUGUUUUCGCCCUCUACACACCCUUCUUCGUGUGUCUGGCCUCCGGCCAACUCCACUCCGAGACCUUUCGCCGUUGCGUCUCUCAGGACGUCCCUUUCCUCAAGGCCUUCGCUCAGGCGUACCAAAUGGCGGAGGACUGCGCAGACGAUGACGACGACAAGAGCGCAAUACGCGACUUGAGGAAACGCGUGGUGCAGAGGCUUAAGGCGCACGAUACUCUCGUCCGAGAAUGGGGCUUUGAACCCCCAGAUGAGAGCAUUUCCGACAAUGCAAGAGUAAAAUACAUAGAGUUCUUAUUGGCUGCUGCCUCAGGGAGAGUCGAAGGAGAAACAGUUCCUGAUAAAAUUGCAACUCCUUUUGAGAGGACAAAAGUUGCUGCUUAUACUCUUGGUGCUAUGGCACCUUGUAUGAGGCUCUAUUCCUUUAUAAGUAGGGAGAUCCAGGCUCUUCUACAUCCAGAUGAUAGCGGUCACAUUUACAAGAAAUGGAUUGAAAGUUAUUCUUCUCAAACUUUUGAGGCAUUUGCUUUGCAAAUUGAAGAUAUGCUGGAUAAACUUAGCAUUUCUUUGACAGGUGAAGAGCUUGAAGUCAUAGAAAAGCUAUAUCAUCAAGCUCUUAAACUUGAAGUGGAUUUUUUCGCUACUCAGCCAACUACUCAGCACACUAUAGUCCCCCUGGCUCUUGUGCAUGACCCUGCGGAACAUCAUCUUAACAUAUUUUGUGACUUUGACUUAACAUGCGCUGCUUUUGAUUCCGCUGCUAUAUUAGCAGAGAUUGCAAUCAUAACAGCACCGAAGGCUGAUUCAGAUGGAUCUGAAAACCAACUUAUUCGAAUGUCAUCAGCUGACUUGAGGAGCACAUGGGUUGCUCUUUCCACCCAGUAUACUGAAGAGUAUGAACAAUGCAUAGAAAGCAUGACAGAUGGCAGAAAAGUGGAACAUUUUGAUUAUGAAGGUCUGCGUAAAGCCCUUGAACAAGUUGCAAAUUUUGAGAGAGAAGCAAAUACAAGGGUGAUUAACUCAGGAGUGCUUAAAGGUUUAAAUCUUGAUGAUAUAAGGCGGGCUGGCCAGCGUCUCAUUCUUCAAGAAGGUUGUAGAGGGUUCUUUCAGAAGAUUGUGAAAAAUGAUACUCUGAAGACUGAAGUUCAUGUUCUCUCAUACUGUUGGUGUGGUGAUCUCAUUAGGUCAGCUUUCUCAUCAGGGGAUCUAGAUGAGCUAAAAGUCCAUUCAAAUGAGCUUAGUUUUGAAGAAUCAGUCUCUACGGGUGACAUUGCUAAGAAAAUUGAGUCUCCCAUGGAAAAGCUUCAAGCCUUCAGUGACAUUCUAAACGAUUGCAACAGCAAAGGGAAGCGCUUGACAGUUUACAUCGGUGGCGAUGUGGGCGACUUCCUUUGCCUGCUUCAAGCAGAUGUGGGCAUUGUAAUUGGUUCAAGUUCAAGCCUAAGGAGACUGGGAGAACACUUUGGUGUUUCUUUUGUCCCAUUGUUCUCCGGUUUGGUGAAGAAACAGGGAGAACUCGUUGAAGAUGGCUCCUGUAUUUGGAAAGGGCUAUCUGGCAUUCUUUAUACAGUCUCAAGUUGGGCUGAGAUACACGCAUUUCUUUUGGGAUCAUAAAACCUCUCUAGCUCUCUCUUUCGUGUUUUGUUAUUGUUAGAAAAAUUCCCAAGAGAAAUUCAUUGCACAGUAGGACAUACAUAGAGUAGAAAUGGUGGCUACUUUUAUCCAAGGACCACAGGUCGGCCCUUAGUCUUUUUUUCUUCAGGGUCUACCACCCAGAAAUAUACAGAAGUUUUCCUAGAGUAAAAAAAAUAUUCUAGGAAUAGAGUCAGAUUACUCAUAAGAAUCUCUCCUUUUUCUUUUUCUUUUUCUUUUUUCAUUCAUCUCAUGUAUUCACCUUCACUGUUGUAUGUGACUUGGAAGCUUCAAACUGUUAAUCAUGAUGAAGAUUUCAGUAGCAA
Alnus glutinosa is the source of this 2261-nucleotide messenger RNA. Its product is annotated as bifunctional TH2 protein, mitochondrial-like. The transcript is spliced from 6 exons. Lineage: Eukaryota; Viridiplantae; Streptophyta; Magnoliopsida; Fagales; Betulaceae. Bases 250 to 1917 code for a protein of 555 amino acids. The record is from RefSeq and is a predicted model, not a curated record. Gene Ontology annotation, cellular component: cytosol.